This is a messenger RNA of Acipenser ruthenus (sterlet), 4716 nucleotides long. RefSeq names its product zinc finger protein 570-like. Gene Ontology annotation, molecular function: RNA polymerase II cis-regulatory region sequence-specific DNA binding; DNA-binding transcription factor activity. The coding region runs from base 2840 to 4042 and encodes 400 amino acids. The transcript is spliced from 2 exons. Gene Ontology annotation, biological process: regulation of transcription by RNA polymerase II. NCBI's taxonomy places the organism in Eukaryota, Metazoa, Chordata, Actinopteri, Acipenseriformes, Acipenseridae. The record is from RefSeq and is a predicted model, not a curated record.
UAUUAAAAGAUCCCCGGUAUCACAAUUUCCUUUGCGGUUCUUAUUAGAUGAAUUGUUAAACCGCGCUGAUCGGUUUGUAUUUUGUGAUUGGUAUAUUCCUCGUUCUGUGGCAGACAGACCCGUUCAGACACUGAGGGAGAGCAGAGAGGAGGUGAGAGAGUCUGCAUGGAGCUCUACAAUGUGUUUAUAAACUACAGAGCGCUGUUAUAUUGUAUUAUUUUGAAAGGUCCGGGUUGUAGUGUGGUAGGAGCGCAUUGUUUUAUCCGUUCAGACACUGAGGGAGAGCAGAGAGGAGGUGAGAGAGUCUGCAUGGAGCUCUACAAUGUGUUUAUAAACUACAGAGCGCUGUUAUAUUGUAUUAUUUUGAAAGGUCUGGGUUGUAGUGUGGUAGGAGCGCGUUGUUUUAUCCGUUCAGACACUGAGGGAGAGCAGAGAGGAGGUAAGAGAGUCUGCAUGGAGCUCUACAAUGUGUUUAUAAACUACAGAGCGCUGUUAUAUUGUAUUAUUUUGAAAGGUCCGGGUUGUAGUGUGGUAGGAGCGCGUUGUUUUAUCCGUUCAGACACUGAGGGAGAGCAGAGAGGAGGUGAGAGAGUCUCAGUGUCUCGUUGCACACAUUAGUUCUGCUUGCAGUUUCUCCCUCGGUGUCUUGUUGCCGCAUUAGUUCUGCUUGCAGUAUUAUUGUAUAGACUAUUAGAGCUCUGAUAGUAGGUUUCCUCAGUUUUCGGACUGUUGGAUUAACCAAGAGCUUUGCAGGUAGGCAUCCCUAUAGAUCGCUCCCGUGGUAAUUGUGAGUCCAGACCUGCUCCCGUUCCCACCGGUGUACUGUACAUCGAACGAGGAUACCAUUCUGAUUCACUAGCAGUUGCUGGGCUCAGCUCUGCUUCGGGUCCUGCUGUCCGCAGCCCCUCCCGUAGUGUUUCGUUGCCACCCUGGUCUCUGCAUGCAGUGCCAUUUCGAAGGCUGUCACGGCUCUGACAGCUGGCUUUCCCCAGUCUUACGACUGUGUCGGUUUGCCAGAAGCGCUAUAGGUUGGCACCCCUAUAGUCUGCUUAAUUGUAACUGUAGGUCCAGGCCUACUCCAUUCCCACCGGUACAAAUCUAUACAAUGAACAAGGUUAUCACUCUGAUUCACUACGCAGUCGCUAGGCUAGCUCUGCGUCGGGUCUGAUUGCUUGCAAUCUUUCCCGCAGUGUUUCGUGCUGCCUUGGGCUCUGACAGCCGGCUUUCCCCAGUCUUAGGGCUGUGUUGGUUUGACAAAAGCUAUAUAGGUGGGCAGCCUUAUAUACUGCUUCUGCAGUAACUGUGGGUCACAGACCUGCUCCGUUCCUGACACAGUAUAUGUACAAAACAGUGAACGAGGUUACUGCACUGGGGUACCCGAAUUGUACGAAGUGUACCACUGAACCGGACCGUACCUAAGGUACUGGACCGAGUUUAAAACCACCGAGUGUUGAACCACCACCGAACGGUACUAUAUAGAGCGUACCACCACCGAGUAGAACACUCACUGAACUGUGCCUUGCAAGGUACUUUACAGUCACUGUGCGGCUGGGAGCCGAUCGGUUCAUUUUGGUUCAUUUUACUGUCUGCUCUGUUCCACCUCGGUUCAUCACCACCAUUCAGACUCGGUUAAAAAGGGGGGAUUGUGAUACACAACAGUGACACCAUCUCUGGUCCAAGACCAGCGGACGCUUUCAGUUUCGACUUGUGCUGUUUUAUAUAUUUUUUAAAUACAGUACUUUGCUACAUGUGCUGUUUGACUGCAGCUUCUAGCGGCAAGUGCUACAAAGUACUAAUAUAUAUUAGUAGAGAGAGAGAUAGGUAAGCGCCGGCUUGAGCAGAUUGAAGCAGCAGUUGUCACAGAGUUUACUGCUUGCUGCAUGCCAGGGUUUUACCCUUGUGACAUUUGCAAGGCCAAUCUCUCAGUAGAGGAUAAGCACGACAGUUGCUCUUCCUGUUUGGGACCGGAGCAUGCAAAGGGCCACUCGCAGGCCGCGGAUUCUGUGAGUUCUGCACGUCCUUCUCUCAGCAUACGCUAGAUAAACGGGUGUCUCGCAGCUCCGUGAAGUGGUCCACGGCUUUACCACUUUGACAGGGCUCCCCAGCAUCAUCCCUUAAGGGGUUGGCUACAUCCUCGUCUGAGGGCGCUGUGCCAUGGGAGAGCAGGAGAGUUGAACGAGUGGCAUGGUCUUCCUCAUCAUCCUCUGCCUUUCCUCCCCUCCUCAUGUUUCUAAAAAGAGGAGAAAAGGUCACCGGUCUCAUAGAUCAGUGGACUCUGAAAAUCUGGACAAGCUCUGGGAAGCUGUUUCCCAGCAAGGCACAGUACUGCUCCACCAGCCCCCUCUGUUCUCUUGGAGCAACAAGGGUCACCAAGCACAGGCUCGCAACUAGACAAUCUGCUUUCCAUUGCCGCCUCUGAGGAGAUGGGCGAUCCAGAGUUACCCUCUUUGGAUCACCCAGUGCCAGUGGCUCACCCGUCUCUGUCAGCAGAGCUUCUGUCUCUGACAGUAGUGACAUUCCAGAGGCUUAUGGGCUUUAUGGCAGUAGCUUCCCAGACAUUUCCUUUGAGUCUUUUCCACAUGCGCCUUCUCCAAGCCUAGUUCAAAAACAGGGUUUUUCAGCCCUCAUUGAACCAUGUCCGCCUGCUGACAGUGUCUCGGCACUGUCUGGAGGGACUUUCCAAGUGGGCACAUCCUGCACGCCUGCGCUUAUCGGCUGAAUGUCGUGGAUCCACAAAUCCCUGGGUUUGGAACAAGAGUGUUAAGGGCGGCCUCGAGCUCGACCCUUACAGCAAAAACACAGAGGACUGCCUUAUCUUGGUGAAAGUGAAGGAACAAAGAUGGAAUCUGUUUACAUUAAACAGGAGGAGGUUGUGGAACUGGCACCUAUCUGCAUUAAACAGGAGAUGCCUGAACUGGAGCCUGUCCACAUUAAAGAAGAGACUGAACUGGAGCCUGUCCACAUUAAAGAAGACACUGAACUGGAGCCUGUCCACAUUAAAGAGGAGACUGAACUGGAGCCUGUCCACAUUAAAGAAGAGACUGAACUGGAGCCUGUCCACAUGAAAGAAGAGACUGAACUGGAGCCUGUCCACAUUAAAGAAGAGACUGAACUGGAGCCUGUCCACAUUAAAGAAGACACUGAACUGGAGCCUGUCCACAUUAAAGAAGAGACUGAACUAGAGCCUGUCCACAUUAAAGAAGAAGACAAUGAACUGGAGCCUGUCCACAUUAAAGAGAAGACUGAACUGGAGCCUGACCACAUUAAAGAAGAAGACAAUGAACUGGAGCCUGUCCACAUUAAAGAAGAGCCUGAACUGGAGCCUGUCCACAUUAAAGAAGAGCCUGAACUGGAGCCUGUCCACAUUAAAGAAGAGGAGACUGAACUGGAGCCUGUCCACAUUAAAGAAAAGACUGAACUGGAGUCUUUCUGCAUUGAAGAGGAGUCUAUUGACUUGCUGUUUAAGGAUUCAGAAAACACAUCCCUGCCAAAGAUAUCACAUCAGUGUACUGAAUGUGGGAAGAACUUCAGUCAGUUAAGAAGCCUAAAAAGACACCAGAGAAUUCAUACUGGAGAGAAGCUGCAUCACUGCAGUGACUGUGGGAAGAGCUUCAGUCAGUCAGGACACCUAAAAUCUCACCAGCGAACUCACACUGGAGAGAAGCCGCAUCACUGUUCUGACUGUGGGAAGAGCUUCAUUCGGUUAGGAAACCUAAAACAACACCAGCGAAUUCACACUGGAGAGAAGCCAUACCACUGUUCUGAAUGUGGAGAUUGCUUCAGUAUGUCAGGAAGCCUAAAAAGACACCAGCGAAUUCACAGUGGAAAGAAGCCGUAUCAUUGUGUUAAAUGUGGGAAGAGUUUCAGUCUCUCAGGAAACCUAAAAAGACACCAGAGAAUUCACGCUGGAGAGAGGCCGCAUCACUGCUCUGACUGUGGGAAGAGCUUCAGUCAGUUAGGACACCUAAAAUCACACCAGCAAACUCACACUGGAGAGAAGCCACAUCACUGCUUUGACUGUGGGAAGAGCUUCAGUCGUUAAGGAAGCUUAAAAAACACAGGUGAAUUCACACUGGAGGGAAGCUAUAUCACUGCACUGAUGGUGGGAAGCGCUUCAUUCAGUUAGGAAGCCUAAAACAACACCAGAAAAUUCACAGUGGAAAGAAGCAGUAUCACUGUACAAAAUGUGGCAAUACAUUUGCUUUCUGUGGUUAAGUGAAAAGACAUAAAUGCCAGUUUUGAAAAUGCAGAUGAAGCUGAUAGAAAUCAAUAUUCCAGGCAGUGUUACAAUGGUCCUUGUUUUCGGUCCUUCCAGUCCAGGUCUUUGCUUCAACCAGAUUGUAGAUUAAUGAAUCAACCUUCUUAUAAAUCAUUCAGGACCUAAUUGGAAGCGAGGGCCACUGCUUUAUACCAAUCAAAACUGAGUGUGAUGCUCCAGUGAUAUUUUUUGAAAGGAAUCCUGUCUAUGUGCCAGCCUAAGGGUGUUUAAUCAUGCUUUAGCAUAAAUGUGAGAAUGAGUGUGUGCCAAAGCAGCUGUGCUUGCAUUUUAAUCAGUAGUAUAAGUAGGCUAUGACUACCUGCAACCUUUAUGAAUUGUGUAUGAACCUGAAUAUGGUUAUUAUUAUGGGGGGUAUCAAUUUCAUUAAUAGGGGUAAUGAAUACUACAUGAAUAACAUCAUGAAUAAGGGCCAGCAUGACGACAUGAAUAGGCCACUG